AUGACAUCAUCAGCCUUCUACAGAGUAAGGGAGGAAGUGCGACAGUACGUCAUAGGUCCUCCUGGCCCUGCUGGACCUCCUGGCAUCCCAGGGAUCCCAUGGAGAGGAGGCUAUGGCUUUAAUACCCAUGAGGUGGCUGGACGAGUCCUCAAUCUAAUGAAUGAGCAGGGUAUGGUGGGCAUGCUCGGACCCCCUGGACCUCCUGGCCCACCAGGCCUACCUGGGUCCUACAGUGACAUCUCUUAUCUUCUGCAAAAUGCUGAAUACAGAGGUGUCUUGGGCGCUCAGGGGCCUCCUGGUCCACCUGGUGUCCCAGGCCCUGCUGGCCCUCAAGGCCCUGCCGGCCCUUCAGGACAGGCCCCCUACAGCAGCUCGGGAUACAGGCUGGAGGAGGUCAAGGACUACAUACAGAGUGAUGGUAUAAGAAGGGGAAUGUUUGGGCUUCCAGGCCCCCCAGGUCCCCCUGGAUCCCAGGGACACAAGGGAGAGCAGGGUAGCUCUGGGUACGGCCACGCCUUCGACCACAGGACCAGCGAGGGAAGAAGGCUGGCUGAGACUGAGACAGACUACUCCAAUAUAGCGGUACGAGUGACUGACUACAUCAAGUACCAUGGUCUGUUGAGGGACGUGGUUGAGAACCGGUCUCAGCUGGAGAAGUCACAGGUUGUACAAGGACCCCCAGGACCCCCUGGCCCUCCCGGUGCGCCAGGAUUCAGCCGUGUGUUUGGUUCCCAUAGUAACGUCACUGACCUUAUGGAAUACAUCAGAGCCCAUGGAAACAUUGUGGGACCCCCUGGAAGGCCAGGACAGAAAGGGGACAUAGGACAUACAGGUCACAAAGGAGAGAGAGGAGAACACACACUCGUGACCAACAGAAGAAAGAGGAAUGUUGGUGUUUGAGAAACAAGUGAUUGAUAAAUACUCAUUAAAGGUGAAUGAAAGUCCAAUGAAAUAUGUCAUGAGCAUACAUGACUGUGGCCUAAUGCCUUGGAGACAUUACCGAUGUAAAUAUAUCGUUUUCUAUAGGAGAAACUGUUGACCGGGACAGUAUUCCAUGCGCUGAUAUAUUGUGUUGUGUCAAAGAUGUCUUUAUGAUCUAUUUUUACUAGUGUUUGAUCUGGAGUAUGUUUCCAAAUCCCCUCCUUGCAUGUUGAUAGCAGGAAUAGUUCAACUAUGUGUUGAAAAAUAGAACAGGGUGUGCUAUUUUUAUUCAAUAGCUUUUGUCCCAUUAUCGUUAUUGUACUUUUGUACUUGAGGAAAAACACAUUUCGUAUAUCGAACGAAACUCAAACCAUUGUCAAAAUCUCCUUUCAAUGUACUGGUAUCACUUUAUAAAAAUAAAGGUUGGUUUAACUUAU
Salvelinus sp. IW2-2015 is the source of this 1358-nucleotide messenger RNA. Lineage: Eukaryota; Metazoa; Chordata; Actinopteri; Salmoniformes; Salmonidae. The record is from RefSeq and is a predicted model, not a curated record.